AUGGAGGUCGCCGACCAAUUCUUCAACGAGAAAAGGGUUCAAAAUGACAAUGGAGCUCGCAGCUACGGGUGGUUCAUGUCACAGAUUGACUGCCUCUUCUGUUCCGACAUAUUCAAAUCGAAGCAAGCGCUGCAUCAUAUCUUGACAUACUAUGAGCAGGCCGAUGCCGAACUUCGCUUUGGCUUGGACAUUUUUCUACAAAGCAACUGGGCUCGCAAGUCUGCUCUCGCUCAUUGGAAACUUUUUCCCGACUUCGAUCAAGUUGUGGACAGCCAGGAAUGCCUGCAAAGCGAGCAUGCACAUCCAGAUGUUGCUUCGUGUUGCGUCCAUGAGUCUCCGCGUGCCUUUCACUUUCUGGUCCGACAAGGCAUUAUUCGAUCAUGCUACUACAGCCGCUUUGGGCACAGCCUCUUCCUUCUUGCCUUUCAGAAAAACGCUCUCGAAACGAUUGGCUACAUGAUUUGCACGAUGAGUCCGCUACAUCUUCUUGCUCCUGCAUCGGUGGCAGAGAUGUGGGAUGGGAGGUCAAUUCUUCAACUAGCGGCGACGAACUCGGUUGUGUUUGGUAUCUGUUGGGAAAAGGUUGACCAAAUGCCGUUGGAUCUGGGAGAGAUUCUCCAGGAAAGAGAAAUCCGCAGCAUUUGCCGAUUUGCAAGCAUGGGCCUAGCCUCUCGUUUGUAUCAUAGAGGUAUAGAUCUUGCUGAUGUGGUGAAGAAAGAUUCUUCUCUUUGGCUUGAGAUGAUUCGCUAUCAUUUGGAACCAACAGGCUUUUGA
This is a messenger RNA of Penicillium cosmopolitanum, 774 nucleotides long. RefSeq lists its product as uncharacterized. The transcript has a single exon. Lineage: Eukaryota; Fungi; Ascomycota; Eurotiomycetes; Eurotiales; Aspergillaceae. Bases 1 to 774 code for a protein of 257 amino acids. The record is from RefSeq and is a predicted model, not a curated record.